Molecule: messenger RNA, 1623 nt
Organism: Trichoderma virens Gv29-8
Lineage: Eukaryota; Fungi; Ascomycota; Sordariomycetes; Hypocreales; Hypocreaceae
Exons: 2
Coding region: 1-1623 (540 amino acids)
Molecular function (GO): FAD binding; oxidoreductase activity
Source: RefSeq, a predicted model, not a curated record
AUGCGGGCUUCCCUGUGUUUGCUCAGGUCGGCAACCCGACAACUCUUCAAACCUUCGAAUGUCCCAGUCCUUGAACCUGGACAGCCAGAGUAUGACCGCGCUAUUGCCACGUCGAAUCGCCUGUUUCGCUUCUCAAGACCCGAUUGCGUUGUUCAACCUGAGACGAUAGCACAUGUUCAGGCCAUUGUAAAGGAAGCAGCAUCCAAAAAGGUCAAUCUCACCAUCAAAUGCAACGGUCAUUCAUACGCAGGUCACUCUACUGCCUUCAAAGGCGUCUCGCUGGAUCUUAGGAGGAUGAACAAGGUCAAUCUUAAUAUAAAAUCGAGGACCGUCACCAUGGACGCUGGCUGCCAGUGGGGCCAUGUUUAUCAGACACUUAUCAAUGGUGGACAUGAGGGCUAUAUCAUCAACGGGGGACGUUGCCCAACUGUAGGAGUGAGCGGAUUCAUUCUUGGCGGUGGUCUUGGGCCCUUUACUCGGAGUUUCGGAAUGGGAUGCGACACAUUGACAGAGGCAACCGUAGUAACGGCAACAGGAGAAGUGGUUACUGUGAAGAAGACUGACGAUCCAAACUCCAAGGAAGGCGAACUAUUUUGGGCCCUUCAAGGAGGAGGUGGCGGCAAUUUCGGAGUCCUGGUCCAGAUGAAGCUCGAAGUCCAAGAACUGGAGAAUGCAUAUGGCACUGUGGUCGCGGGCAGGUACCAAUGGUUUCCCAAGCCCAAGAAAGAGAUAACUGACAAGGGAUCUUGCGACGAUGGACUUUCUAAUGCGGGACUUUCCAACGAAGUCAUCUCUACAAUGAACGAUUUCUACACGACCAACUGGCCUAACAACAUCACGAUUGAUAGUACUUGGAUGUGUGACCUCAGUCAAAAACAAGAUGGCAUUCGAUUCAUUAUUGCCUUUGAUGGUAGCCAAAACAGUUACGAGAAACUAAUCAACAAGCACAUAAAAAAUGAGGAACUAAAUACUCAACUUAAACGAAGAGUACUGCCUGAACCAUCGACACGUUUCCUCUACGAGACCCUUGUGAAUCAAUGGCUGGAGGAGACCGAACGAGCCUAUCCAACAAACAAGACAUACGAACUCUUUAGUUCUUUUUGUUUUAAAAACGAUGACAGAGCAAAAAUUGAAAAAAUUACUGGCACAAUUCAAAAUUUAAUGAAAAAAUUCCGGAGCCAAUUUCCAGGAGAACAGGUCAACUUCCUCGUUACUUGGAUUCAUUCCGGUGGCAAGGCAACCGAAAGGAAGCCAACCGAGUCAGCUUUCUUCUGGCGUGAAACUGUUUUCCAUGCUUAUGUCACGGUAGAAUGGGCGGAUAAGUGGAUGGAAAGAGACAUGAGAUCCUUCCACGCAGAGGUUAAGAGGGCACUGAGGCCACUCUCGCUUAACGGCGAAGCCGCUUUUAUAAAUUUCCCCGACGGCGACUUUCCGAGACAGAUGUACGAGAGGGCAUAUUUUGGCGACAACGCUGAGAAGCUUCGUCGUGUCAAGGAGACAUGGGACAAGACCAAGUUCUUCAAGUAUGAUCAAGGAGUACGGCUGCCCAACGACACGGAAGACACUGUUGCGGGCAAAUGGACAGCUCCUACAGCGGCCAUGACUGUCGACUUGAUGCUUUGA